UGUGUUUUAUUUUGAGGAAGUGAAACUCGUGUUCUGCUAGGGAAGAUCAGGGGAUAAUUUCUUGGACUGAUUUAUUGCAACAAUUUAACACUCUGUUCACUUCGCAUCAAAGAUGGCAAGUGACGAACUCUCCAAAAAAUUAAACAGACGAAAUGAAAUCAACGAAGGGGGUGAAGCCUCUGAAUUACCGUCUAUGAAUGUUUGGAACCCCUACACAGAAUUCAAAGAGUUUUCUCGUAAACAAAUCCAGGAUUUCCAGAAGACCUUUAACAAGUAUGAUGUUACAAAGGAUAAGUUCAUUGACUUUAACGAGCUGAAGCUAAUGAUGGAGAAAAUUGGAGCCCCACAGACACACCUGUCUCUAAAGGCUAUGAUCAAGGAAGUUGACGAAGACCAUGACGAUAAAAUCAACUUCAGGGAAUUCCUGUUGAUUUUCCGUAAAGCCAAUGCCGGCGAAUUAGAGGCAGGAAGUGGUCUGAUGGACCUGUUUGAAAACAUGACGGAAAUCGAUGUGGAGAAAGAGGGUGUCAAAGGAGCCAAAAACUUCUUUCAAGCUAAAAUUGAGCAGCAAUCUGCCAGCAAAAAGUUUGAGGAGGAAAUUAAGAAUGAACAAGAAGAAAAGAGGAAAGAACUAGAGGAGAAGAAAGAGAGACAAAAGGCAUUCAAGGAGAAGGCUAACUUUUUCAAGCAGGCAGCUAGUUAAAGAGGAGGGCUUUAAAGUGAGCAUACAUGUGCAUAGGUUUAAGCAAUGGAUGCAUGAAAGCAGUUUUUAUGUAAUGGUUAACGUGAAAUGAAGCAUUACUAUCAGAUUGGAAUUUUUUAAGCACCAUUUUUUCAUUCAAUUUGUGAAACAAAAGUUUUGCUGUUUAACAAAAUCAAGAACUGAUUUUAGCAUUUAAAUUAAAAUAUGUACGUUGUAUUUUCUUUGCCGGUAUUGUUGGACUUUAUUAUUGUUAGGGGGAUUUUGUGGUCUUUUAACAUUGAAGUUGAAAUUUUUUUCACUUGCACUGGUCUUCCGCUUGAUAUUGAAACUUUUCUGUAAUCUGAAUGUAGAGAAUGUAGAUUAGUACCUUAAGUUUAAAAUUGUCACCUCAGGAACCUGUUAGCAACAACAUGAUAUUUUUUGUUUUGGGGUAAAUUUGCAAUAAAUUGUUAUUUUCUGUUAAAAGUUAAUGUUGAUAAAUAUUUUAUGUAUAGUUGAUAAUGCAAGAUUGUUUUUUUUUUCCUUUUUCCUUUGUUAAUUUUUUUUGGUAUUGGAGUGCAAUUUUGUUAAUGAUCUGAAUUUGUUUUCUGAUUUUGAGUUAUUCCUAGUCCUUGAAAUAAUUUUUUUAUUAUAUAUUUCUUUCCAUUUUAAUGCUCGUACUAACAUUGUAUACUUUGCACAAGAUCUGAUUUAGUUUUUAAUUUGAACAAAACCUAUCUGUGUUAUUUGAUUUUUUUUAUGGGAGAGGUUUAUUUUUUCACUCGCCUUGUAAAUGAUGUUUUGUAUUUGUACCUGAAGAUCAGUAUGAAAUUGUUCAACCAUAACUAACGGUAAUGCAAUAUACAUGUAAGUAGAAAAAAUUAAAAUCUCACAAGUGCAUUCAUAUGUAUGAUUUACAAACCAAUCACUGCACUCUCUGUAUCUGAAAGUUAAUAACUUGGUCAUAUAUAUUUCAGAAUCAUUUUCUUACUCAAACGGUUAAUGUAAGUUUGGGACCAUGUUUAACUGUAUAGAAAUUGGUUUCCAAUGCAAGACUUCCAUUUAAAAAUAAAAUUAGUAGUACAUGUAUAACCAGUAAAAAAAACAGUGCAAUGACCUUUGAUAUUGCAAAUCUUUUGUUGGAUUAGACAUCACAUUAUCCUCGGAAAGGGUUUUAACGUUGCAAAAUGUCAAAUGCAAUUUACACUUGAACAGGGUGAGGUGCAUAAUUUUAUUGUAAAUUCCAUUAUUAUCCAACUUGUGUUCACCAGUAUUAAUUAAUAGUCUUAAAAAUCCAUUACAGUUGAAUUUCUCUUGUGUAAAAUAACCCCUUAUUAUUGUCGAUAUGGUGCUUGGCUUAAUUUUUUUGUAUGAUUUAUUGUAUAUUCCCCACCCUUUUAUCAAGUACUAAUCUUUUUUGUGUGGUUUCAGAUGUUUAUGUAAUACUUGGAUAUAUGUGUCUUGUGUUAGUGUACACAGGUAGAAGUAAUGUUUUUAUAUGUUUGUAACUCUAGUUGCAAUUGCUUCUUUUUUAUAUGUUUAUAUUGUACAAAAAUAAAUAUUCAUAUCAUGUGA
Messenger RNA from Magallana angulata, 2257 nucleotides. RefSeq names its product EF-hand domain-containing protein D2-like. The transcript is spliced from 4 exons. The record is from RefSeq and is a predicted model, not a curated record. Lineage: Eukaryota; Metazoa; Mollusca; Bivalvia; Ostreida; Ostreidae. Gene Ontology annotation, molecular function: calcium ion binding. Bases 113 to 703 code for a protein of 196 amino acids.